Molecule: messenger RNA, 1017 nt
Organism: Uncinocarpus reesii 1704
Lineage: Eukaryota; Fungi; Ascomycota; Eurotiomycetes; Onygenales; Onygenaceae
Exons: 2
Coding region: 1-1017 (338 amino acids)
Cellular component (GO): mitochondrial inner membrane
Source: RefSeq, a predicted model, not a curated record
AUGGCUUUCGUUCUGCGGCGGCCUUUCGCCGUGUCGACGGCCUUUCGACAAAUUUCAAAACCGACCAACACUGGAUUGCGCUUCAUCCACAAUGCCCCAAAGCAAGCUCCCAAAACUCCCUCCACCCCAUUCAUUUCGUCCUCCUUCGCCAAUGCCCGGCAAAAUUUCAGAGAUACUUUCCGCCGGACGUAUAUGCAGCAACAAUACAAAGCGGCAGACAGAGGAAACUUGACGCAAAAGCUCCUUUACGGUGCUGCCAUCGUGGGCGGAAGUAUUGUGGCGACAAAUCUGAUAUUCAACCGUGAAACGCGAGAAGAUGGUGGCAUGGCUCCCUAUGAACGGAGUUACUUGAACGAUACGUUUAUGCACACUGGUUUGGGUAUCGGCAUUAUUGGUAUCGCUGCCCGCGCGUUACAUACGAGCGGAUUUUCGUAUCGGAUCAUGGCCGCAAACCCAUUUCUGGUGGUUGGCCUGAGUUUAGCGGUCAGCAUUGGAACAAUGUACGGCACCUAUUAUACCAAACCUGAAAACUACAUCCAAAAAUAUGGCCUCUGGACUGCUUUCAACGUCGCUCAAGCCGCCGUCAUCGCUCCACUGAUGUUCCUGCAUCCCGCUAUCCUUGCCCGUGCUGGUCUAUAUACCGUCGGUAUGAUGGGAUCGAUCGCCUUUGUCGGCGCCACUGCCAAGCAGGAGAAAUAUCUCUACCUCGGCGGCCCGCUACUUGCUGGCGUCUGUGUCGUUGCUCUCUCCGGCCUCGCUCCACUAGUUCUUCCGGCUACAGCGACCCGAACGCUCAUGUGGUCUGAACGUCUCUGGCUCUAUGGUGGUCUCGCUGUAUUCGGUGGUUUCACACUCUACGAUAUCCAAAAGAUUCUGUACCACGCCCGCAUGGCGGAACGUGGACUCGUGAGAAGAGAUAUCGUCAACGAGAGCAUCAGUCUUGAGCUGGAUUUCUUGAACAUCUUCGUGCGGAUGGUCCAGAUUUUAGCAAUGAGAGGAGGCAACAAUAGAAGAUAA